AGAGCUCUGUGGAAAAGAGGGUUGCUUUAGCCAAAAGGCAUUCCUGGGAAUUGAAACAGGCCCUUGACUGUCUGUUAGCUUACCGGCUCCAGUGAGACUUGGGAACUUUGCCCCCACCAUGAGUGGAGUGAGUUGUUGUGGAGUUGGAAUGCCUGAGAAUGGGCUGAUGCUGAUUGUUCUGAGCGUACUUGUGAACUUCUGGUCAGGAGAUGCCCAUCCACAGUGCCUGGACUACAAGCCCCCAUUUCAGCCUCCUGAGCCGCUGUUUUUCUGCAAGGAGUAUGCCAAGUUUGGAUGCUGCACUCUGGAAAAGGACAAUAUAAUAUCUGAGAGGUUCUACCAGAUCAUGGACUACUUUGAUUACACUGGAUUUGUUGCAUGUGGGAAGUAUAUUCGGAGCAUCCUCUGUCAGGAAUGUUCUCCGUACGCUGCCCACCUGUACGACGCCGAGGAUGCCAACACACCCAUGCGGCAGUUGCCAGGCCUGUGUGGUGAAUACUGCUCCGACUACUGGCGCCAAUGUCGCUACACCCUGAGCCUGCUCAUUGACAACUACAACCUCACCGCGGGCAUCGAGGACGACCGCAACAAGUUCUGCGACUACCUGGUGCUGAAGGACCCCCAGUACUGCUACCCGAGUGUGCUCUCCAACGCCGAUCUCAAUAGCAACCUGGGGGACCUGCAGGAGGACCCGGAGGGCUGUCUGCAGCUGUGCCUGCAGGAAGUGGCCAACGGGCUGCGCAACCCCGUCGCCAUGAUACACGCGGACGACGGCACGCACCGCUUCUGGGUGGCCGAGCAGCUGGGCUACGUGUGGACGUACCUGCCCAACGGCUCGCGCAUCGACAGGCCUUUCCUCAACCUCACCAAGGCCGUGCUGACGUCCCCGUGGACGGGCGACGAGAGGGGCUUCCUCUGCAUGGCCCUCCACCCACGCUUCACCACCGUGCGGAAGGCCUACGUCUACUACUCCGUCAAGGUGGGGAAGGAGGAGAGGAUCCGGAUCAGCGAGUUCACCCUGUCGGUCGCGGACAUGAACAUGCUGGACCACACCUCGGAGAGAGUUCUUCUGGAGGUUAGAGAGCCAGCGUCCAAUCACAAUGGCGGCCAGCUUCUCUUCGGACACGACGGCUAUCUCUACAUCUUCACUGGAGAUGGUGGGAGAGCCGGCGACCCCUUUGGCAAAUUCGGCAACUCUCAGAACAAGUCAGCCCUCUUGGGAAAAGUGCUUCGGGUGGACGUGGACAACAACGACGACGGCGCCCCCUACAGCAUCCCCUCGGACAACCCCUUCCUGGGGGAGAAGGGCGCGCGCCCCGAGGUCUACGCCUACGGCGUACGCAACAUGUGGCGCUGCUCCAUCGACCGCGGCGACCCCAUCACGGGGCAAGGGAGAGGACGCCUGUUUUGCGGGGACGUGGGCCAGAACAAGUUCGAGGAGGUGGACAUUAUCGCCAAGGGAGGCAACUACGGCUGGAGGGCCAAGGAGGGGUUCUCCUGUUACGAUAAGAGGCUCUGUCUCAACUCCUCACUCGAUGACAUCCUCCCUAUUUUCGCCUACCCACACAAGCUGGGCAAAUCUGUGACUGGGGGCUAUGUCUACCGAGGGUGCCAGAUGCCCAAUCUAAAUGGCCGAUACAUCUUUGGCGAUUUCAUGAGUGGGCGUCUGAUGUCUCUAAGGGAGAAUCUCAAUACAGGGAAAUGGGACUACACAGAGGUCUGCAUGGGCAGUGACAAGACCUGCAGCUUCCCCAAGCUCAUCAACAGCUACUACAAGUAUAUCAUCUCCUUCGCCGAGGACGAGGCCGGGGAGCUGUACUUCUUGGCCACCGGGGUCCCUAGUGCCCAUUCCCGUGCCGGAGUUGUCUAUAAGAUAGUGGACCCAUCCAGGAGAGCUCCUCCAGGCAAGUGCCACUAUAAGCCCACCCCUGUCCAGAUAAAGGGCAAGCUGAUUCCCUUCCACCCCAAGGAGGAGUUUGUGAUUGACAAGAAGCCAACAACCACAGCGCCUCCUCUGACCACUAAGCCUGUAACAACACAACCUCCAACCACAACGGCCCGUCCUGCUGCCGCUAGAACCCCCAAGAGGCCUCCAUCCGCUGGGGGUCCGAGGACCACGCCGAGACCCGUCACCACUCCACCCCUAACCACCACGAGAGGACCACGGACCUCGCCACCCCCGGCUCAGAGUGUCACGACCCCUCGGCCACAUUACGGCACCACUACUGCGAGAUCUGGACAUAUGCCAAAUGUUCCUCUCACGAGACCCACUCCAACACCUAGAGCACGGGUCACUGCAAGCUCCAGGCCCAGAACUGUCCCCACUGCUAGGCCCCGGGCACCGCUCACCACCCCCCGGCCACACCCAACCUCCAGGCCGCCUCAGCCCACAGCCAGUCCGAACAUCAGAACCACCCCCCGGCCACCGUACUGGACCCCUGCCCCGAAGCCCACCUCCAAAGCCCAGGGACCCAACUUCACCCUGUCCAAGUCAUCUGGGAAGGGUCAGAGCCAGGAUGGCCGGGUCGAAAAGGAGGGGGAGAACCAGGUCCAGAAACCGCGACGCAAGAACGGCCGGCGAGGCCAUAAGCAGCGCAAGAACGGCCGGCGCCGGUCUCGGUCCGGUCGGGUGAGGCUGAUCAGUGAGGCCGGGGACCAGCACACGGACCGUGGGCGCGUGGAGAUCUUUGUGCGUGGGGAAUGGGGCACGGUGUGUGACGACCUGUUCGACAGCAAGGCAGCCGCCGUGGUGUGCCAGCAGCUAGGAUUCCCGUACGCACUGCGCGUUGCCAAACGGGCAGAGCUUGGCGCGGCUGCUGCCGACGUGCGUAUCCUGCUGGACGAUGUGGAGUGCGACGGCACCGAGAAGACGCUGCUGGACUGCCGACACGCCCGCGUGGGCAAGAACAACUGCUCACACCAGGAGGACGUCGGCGUGGUGUGUGGGCACAGCGAACAGUAGCCUGCCGACGCUGGGGGGCGGAAGUGGGCAAGGGGUAGUCUGGGGCAAAAGACUACAACAGUGCUGGAUUUCUAGAUGUACCUGCCCAAGGUGUGGCUGUGGAGAAAGGAGAAACUGUUGCUGUAGACUUUAGAUGCAAAAUCGUUCGUUGUUUGUUUGUUUGUUUGUUUGUUUGUUUGUUUGUUUCAAAGGAUCAGGGUCAAUGGCAGAAUACUGCUGUGAUACUCGGGCCUAAAUGGGCUAUGUAUGGAAGUUUAGUAGUCCUGAACACACCAUUGCGUCCAUGAUUCCACUGGCUUUGCGUGUAUUCAAUACAGCGCCUCUUCAGGUAAAACCUUCAGGUGGUAAUAGGUUAGCAUGCCUUCAAAUGACUUCAAAAUGGUUAUUUUUUCACAUUCUGUUGCUAUUUCUAGGUUCUAUUAGAACAUUUCAAACUACAAAGUCUACACAAGUAUUCCUCACAGAUUCCUUUCUGUAGUAGAUCUCGGCUGUCCGGCCCACACCACAGCACACCUGGUGUGCUCUUAGCUUGUCUUGAAAUCGAAUAUGUACACAGUGCACCUUCUCUGUCCAAUUGUUUAAAGCCCGCACUAAAUCACCCUUACAAACCUGGCCUCAUUCUAUUUCAAGUCAACUCCAACUUUAAGCAACAUUUCAUUUUUUAAUUCAAAUAUAACCAAUUGUUGAAAUGAUGCGGAAUAGGAAGCCCAAGAAAUUGGUGCAUGCAUUGCUUGUAAAACUGUCACCAUGUCUCAAGAGCUCCGCCUGAGGUGUUGAUCAUCUCUUUAUUUUGGGCACUGUGAGUUAUGUUACAUCUUGGCUCAACCACACAGUACUUUAACUCUCUUGGGCGUUUAACCAGCUGUACAAUUAAUUUACACACACACACACAGACACACACACACACACACGCGCGCGCGCACACACACACAGAGAGAGAGAGAGCUGUGUUUAUUGGCCUUGAGAACACAGACUGUGCACAUCUGUGUAUUAGGGUCAUGUGAGGUAGUUUGAUAUCAAAUGCUCAUUUUUUCAAUUCAGUUCAAUUCAGUGAUCCUCGAGUGGAGGACAACAAUGCAUUGUAGUCAAACAGAGAGGAGAACUGUGCAAUUAUGCCCCCUGGUGGCAAUGAGAUGCAAGUUGAUUUAUAGUUGGUGUCAAUCAUGGGAAUGAUAAACCAUCCUUAUAACCCAAACAAUGCAAAGGUGUGUUUUUAUCUGUUUGUUUGUUUUUAAAGUCUUGAAAAUAUUUUUUCUAUGAAUUUAGUACCCAUUAUGAACCCAGGCUUAUGUACAUUUUACAUUUCUAAAAGGAUUUUAUUAUUAAAUGAAAUGCUGGACAUUCUUUGAUUUGUUGUGAAAAAAGAGAAUGUGUGUAUAAAUAAACAUGGAAUAUGUGUCCCCAA
Alosa sapidissima (American shad) is the source of this 4367-nucleotide messenger RNA. Its product is annotated as HHIP-like protein 1. Bases 119 to 2962 code for a protein of 947 amino acids. Lineage: Eukaryota; Metazoa; Chordata; Actinopteri; Clupeiformes; Clupeidae. Gene Ontology annotation, cellular component: membrane. The transcript is spliced from 9 exons. The record is from RefSeq and is a predicted model, not a curated record.